AUGAACGAUUUAGAUUUGAUAAGAACAAAAAUCUUUUUAAAAUAAUUCAUUCAUCAGAAUAAACCUUAAAAAAUGAAAUUUGUGAUACAAAUUUAGAAACCAUUAGAAAAUUUGGAUAUAUAAGUAGAAGAAAUGUUUAAAAAAAUGAUGAAAAAAAUAACUGACGGUUUUUUUUAUGAAAAGGAUGUUUUGUUUGUAUUGGAUCUUGAAGAAAGUUAAAAAAUUUUUUAAAUUUCAUAAACAAUUGAUGAUGAAUACAAAAUUGAAGAAAUAAAUUAAUCUAUAAUAAACAAUUUUGAUUAAAAUUAGAAUUAUUUUGGUUAUGAAAAGAACAAUUUUGAGUCAAUUGGUUAAGAUUGUAAGGAUUUUAUAAAAGAUUAGAUAGAUAAAUUUCUAUAAGAAUUUCAAGAUUAAUUUGUGAAUUUAUAGCGAGAGAUUGAUAAUUUAAUUUUGGAAUUACCCACACCAACAAAUAUGAAAACUAGCUUAUCUAAAGACUAUGAUAGAGCUUAAUUUGAAAAUAAUUUGAAAAAUUUAAUUGAAAAAUUAAAUUAACUUACCAAGUAGUCCAAAGAACCUUAUUUGUUAAAUUAAGAAAUUAACAAAUUAAUUUAGAGAUACAAAAUUCUUUUUACAACUUCUUUAAGGGAAAUCAAACAGACUGAAUAAAAAUCUAAGAAAAAUUAAUUUUAGAGUGAAACUUUAACUUAUGAUUUAGAUUUUAAUGAAUAUGAUAAAGAAAUUCUUGAAUAUUAUGUAGAAUACUAUCCUUAUCAUGAAGACUUUAAUCAAUAAAUAAAAAUGUUUUAAAAUAAAUUUCAAUAAUAAUUAAUUUCAUUUGACGAUCGAUUGCCACAAAGUUUAAAAUAUCUAGAACAACUAAAAAUAAAAUCUUAAAAAGAAAUGAAACCAGAUCAAACAAUCAUAUGUUUAUUGGGUUAAACAAAAGUAGGAAAAAGUACCCUACUUAAUUUUAUUUUAGACCCAAACAAUAUUAAAAUUGUUUAAACCACUUAAAAGACAUUAGUUUUUGAAGCAAAAUAACCACAUGAUUAAAUAAUAAUAUCUCAUGAAUGUAACACACAAACUUUUUCUAUAUCUGAAAUUGAAAUAGAAAAUUUUAUAUUUAUUGAUACUCCUGGGUUUGGAGAUACUAAUCAAGAAAGAAGAUUAAUAAAUUAAAUUAAUAUCUUUUAAACAUUAAAGGCUUCAAAAGAAUUUAUUUUACUUAUUUUAUUUGAUGUUUAAGAAAUGCUGAAAAAUAAGAAUAGUCUACUAGAAACAAUAAAUUAGAUUUCUUUAAAUUUUGGGGAUACAUUAUUAGAAUUAGGUUCAAAAUUAGAAUCAAUUAUUCUUCCAGCAUUUACUAAGUGUAAAAAGGUACAAUGAAUAUAAUAAAGGAAAAGUGGGAAAAAGAAUUUUUGAAAAACACAACUCAUUAAUAACUUAAUUUUUUAAAUAUUUUAAGGGAUAAAAUUGAUUCUAAUAAUUAUAUAAGGAUAUAUGAUGCAUCAUAUUAUUAAUAUGGAAAUCAAUUGUAAGAAUGUUAAUUAGAUGAAAUAAAAUCAGAAUUAAUUAAUAAGAUGAAUAAUUUGAUAAUGGAAUAGAGAUUUUCAGAGGUAGCAGAAGUUGGAAUUAAAAUUUAGAAUAUCGAUAAACAACUAGAAUAAAAAAAUAUGGAAGUUUAAGAAAAUGAAUAAAAUAUUAAUAUUCAAUUAGUUAAAUAACUUCACUCAUAAAUUCUAAAUUAAUGUAAAUUAGCUAGAGAAACUUAAAAGAAUUCCACAAUUACAAUUCCUUUAGUUUUAAAGCUAUCUUUAGAAAUGGAAAAACAUUUCAAAAAAAUAUUAAAUUAUCUAAAUGAAUUUCAUUAAUACAUAAUUGAUGAUUUAACUAAUAACUUCGUCUACCAUAUGUUACAUAAUGAAGAAAGUAGUUUAAAGAAUGUUAUAAUCAUGCUUGAGGGAUCAUAAUCAAUUUAUAAUUGA
This is a messenger RNA of Paramecium sonneborni, 1988 nucleotides long. Lineage: Eukaryota; Ciliophora; Oligohymenophorea; Peniculida; Parameciidae. The record is from the annotation of a GenBank genome assembly.